AUGUCUCUCUUGGCCUCCCCCGCUCCCUGCCUCCUCGUCCUUCUCCUGAUCCUCCUCCCACUGCCUCCCUGCCAGCCGGAGUCCCAGCGCAGCGACCCCAGCAGCGACCCCAGCAGCGACCCCAGCAGCGACCCAAAGUUACGAGCGGUCUCUCCCUCCAUGUUCCCCUCCUUCUUCCCGCCUUCGGCGUCCUAUGGCAACGGCACCGUGGGUGGCAAGAAUAAGAAGUGCGAUGAAGUGACGGAGUGCUUGCCCGGCAUCCUGCUGCCCGUCUGGCUGCCCAAAGGGCCCGGGCUCGGCGAACAGGUGGCCAGAGCGGUGGUCUACUUUGCGUCGCUCAUGUACAUGUUCCUGGGAGUGUCCAUCAUAGCGGACCGCUUCAUGGCGUCCAUAGAGGUCAUCACGUCCCAGGAGAAGGAGGUGACCAUCACCAUGCCCAACGGGGAAACGUCGGUGGCGACGGUUCGAAUCUGGAACGAAACAGUGUCCAAUCUGACACUCAUGGCUCUCGGCUCCAGCGCUCCGGAGAUACUGCUGUCUGUUAUAGAGGUGUGCGGUCACGGAUUCGAAGCCGGCCAGCUGGGACCGGGGACCAUCGUCGGCAGCGCCGCCUUCAACAUGUUCGUGAUCAUAGGCAUCUGCGUCUGGACGAUCCCCGAGGGCCAGACCCGCAAGAUCAAGCACCUCAGGGUGUUCUUCAUCACCGCCUUCUGGAGCAUCUUCGCCUACAUCUGGCUCUACCUCAUCCUGUCCGUCAUGUCGCCGGGCGUCGUACAGGUGUGGGAGGCUCUUGUCACCCUGCUGUUCUUCCCGGUGUGCGUCCUUCUGGCCUGGAUCGCCGACCGCCGCCUGCUCUUCUACAAGUACAUGGGCAAGCGCUACCGCGCCGACAAGCGCCACGGCAUCGUCGUGGAGACCGAGGGGGACCUGACACCCAACAAGGGCGGCAUGGAGAUGAUCAUAGACGGCAAGUUCCCACCAAGGGGGGGCGCCGUGGUGCCUGCCGAGAACUGCGGGGGCGGGACCCAAGACGGCACGGCGGGCGCUGUGUCUAAUAACGUCGGAGCGGGAGGCAACAUGCCCAACUCCAACAGCGCCAUGGUCAACGUGGAGAGCAGCAAGGAGCUGGACGAGAGCCGCAAAGAGGUGAUUCGUAUCCUGAAGGAGCUGAAGCAGAAAUAUCCGGACAAAGAGCUGGACCAGCUGGUGGAGCUGGCCAACUACUACGCACUACUUCACCAACAGAAGAGCAGGGCCUUCUACCGCAUACAGGCGACCCGCAUGAUGAUCGGAGCCGGUAACGUCCUGAAGAGGCACGCAGCUGACAACGCCCGCCGCACAGCCGUGACCGACGAGGAGGCGCCAGAAGAAGAAGACCUGGGAGUGUCCAGCCGCAUCUCGUUCGAAAGCGCCCACAGUCAGUGCAUGGAGAACUGUGGCAUUCUGACACUGGCUGUAGUCUGCCACGGGGGUCUGGGAGAGAACACCUUCUACGUGGACUACAGGACGGAGGACGGCUCAGCCAACGCCGGGUCGGAUUACGAGUACAGCGAAGGAACGCUGGUGUUCAAACCCGGAGAGACCCGCAGAGAGAUCAAGGUCGGGAUAAUCGACGACGACAUAUUCGAAGAGGACGAGCACUUCUUUGUGCGCCUGCUGAAUCUGCGCGUCGGCGACUCGGAGGGGAUGUUCGAGAGCGACGAGGCGGGCGCCGCCCCCAAAGGUCGCCUGGUCGAGCCCCUGGUCGCCACUGUGACCAUCCUGGACGACGACCACGCCGGCAUCUUCACCUUCAGCGAGCGCAUGGUGCGAGUGAGCGAGAGCGUUGGCACCAUGGAGGUGACGGUGGUGCGCAACUCCGGUGCUCGUGGCACCGUCAUCCUGCCAUACCACACCGAGUCGGGCACCGCCAAGUCCGGGGAGGACUACGAGGACGCCCGGGGAGAGCUGGAGUUCACAAACGACCAGACCACUCAGACAUUCCAGGUGAGGAUAAUUGAUGAUGAAGAAUACGAAAAACAUGAAAACUUCUUCAUCGUGUUGGAGGAGCCGCGCUGGCUUAAGAGAGGAAUCUCAGCUCUGCUGCUCAGCCAAGAGGGGGCGGAGGGUCAGAUGAGCUCAGAGGAGGAGGAGGCCCGGAGGAUAGCUGAGAUGGGGAAGCCCAUCCUGGGGGAGCACAGCCGGCUGGAGGUGGUCAUUGAGGAGUCGUAUGAGUUCAAGAGCACCGUGGACAAGCUCAUUAAGAAGACCAACCUGGCGCUGGUGAUUGGCACGCACUCCUGGAGGGAGCAGUUUGUGGAGGCGGUCACUGUCAGCGCAGGUGACGGCGACGACGAUGACGAGGGCCGCCUGCCCUCCUGCUACGACUACGUCAUGCAUUUCGUCACCGUCUUCUGGAAGGUCCUGUUCGCCUGCGUCCCACCCACGGAGUACUGGAACGGCUGGGCCUGCUUUCUGGUCUCCAUCAGCGCCAUCGGCCUCCUCACCGCCGUCAUCGGGGACCUGGCGUCGCACUUCGGCUGCACCGUGGGGCUCCGGGACACCGUGACCGCCGUGGUGUUCGUGGCUCUGGGAACCUCUAUUCCAGACACCUUUGCCAGCAAAGUGGCCGCCAUGCAAGACCAGCACGCCGACGCGUCCAUCGGCAACGUCACCGGCAGCAACGCCGUCAACGUGUUCCUGGGCAUCGGCGUGGCGUGGUCGGUGGCCGCCAUCUACUGGUGGUUCAAGGGGAAAGCGUUCACCGUGAACCCAGGCUCGCUGGCCUUCUCCGUCACGCUCUUCACUAUCUUCGCUUUCAUCUGCAUGGGCGUGCUGAUGUUCAGACGCCGGCCGUCCAUCGGCGGCGAGCUCGGCGGCCCGAGAGGGGCACGCCUGGUCACCAGCCUGCUGUUCUUCGGCCUGUGGUUCCUCUACAUCCUCUUCUCCAGCCUGGAGGCCUACUGCCACAUCACCGCUUUUUAA
This is a messenger RNA of Anoplopoma fimbria (sablefish), 2964 nucleotides long. RefSeq names its product solute carrier family 8 member 2b (gene slc8a2b). Gene Ontology annotation, molecular function: calcium:sodium antiporter activity. Gene Ontology annotation, cellular component: postsynapse; axon; sarcolemma. The transcript is spliced from 14 exons. Bases 1 to 2964 code for a protein of 987 amino acids. Lineage: Eukaryota; Metazoa; Chordata; Actinopteri; Perciformes; Anoplopomatidae. Gene Ontology annotation, biological process: calcium ion import across plasma membrane; sodium ion transmembrane transport; cell communication. The record is from RefSeq and is a predicted model, not a curated record.